Pediculus humanus corporis (human body louse) is the source of this 636-nucleotide messenger RNA. RefSeq lists its product as uncharacterized. NCBI's taxonomy places the organism in Eukaryota, Metazoa, Arthropoda, Insecta, Psocodea, Pediculidae. Gene Ontology annotation, molecular function: GTP binding; GTPase activity. Gene Ontology annotation, cellular component: mitochondrion. The record is from RefSeq and is a predicted model, not a curated record. The transcript is spliced from 3 exons. The coding region runs from base 1 to 636 and encodes 211 amino acids.
AUGUCUGCCGCACAAAAAUUUCGCACUACAUUUCAGUUGGGAACAAAAAUAAACUGGUUUCCUGGACACAUGAGGAAUAGUUUAGCUCAGAUGCAGGCUAAAAUGAGAUCAGUGGAUGUUGUAGUUGAAGUUCAUGAUUCGAGAAUUCCAUUUUCGGGUAGAAAUCCUUUAUUCGUAAAAUCUUUAUUAGGUACGAGACCUCAUAUAUUAGUUUUAGCCAAAAUGGACUUGAUAGAUAACUCACCUCAAAUACUUACAAGUAACAGCAUAAAAUACAAAGUAAUGAUCGUUGGUGUACCCAAUGUUGGUAAGUCUUCUUUAAUUAAUAGAUUAAGGCAUAUAAAUCUAAGAAAAGGAAAAGCUACACUUGUUGGGUCAAACCCUGGUGUCACCAUGAGUGUUCAAAACGAAAUUAAAGUCUGUACUGAUCCACCGAUUUUUUUAAUAGACACACCGGGGAUUUUCAUACCUAAUGUAUCCGAUAUUGAAUGCGGAAUGAAAUUAGCUCUUUGUUCUUGUGUAAAAAAUAAUUUAAUAGGAGAAUAUACAAUUGCAGAUUUUUUAUUGUACUGGAUGAAUAAAACAGAGAAUUUUAAAUAUGUAGAUAUAUUAGAAAUGGAAAUUUUGGAGAUUUGA